Messenger RNA from Dermacentor albipictus, 1922 nucleotides. Its product is annotated as damage-control phosphatase ARMT1-like. Lineage: Eukaryota; Metazoa; Arthropoda; Arachnida; Ixodida; Ixodidae. The record is from RefSeq and is a predicted model, not a curated record. Gene Ontology annotation, cellular component: nucleus. Gene Ontology annotation, molecular function: phosphatase activity. Gene Ontology annotation, biological process: DNA damage response.
GGCCCCGCCACAAGGUCUACAUAAAGGACUUAAAAUAACCUUUGUCUACCACAAGGACACGAGGGAACCACGAGGCCCCUCUAUAUUUAGCCUAUUAAACUGCUGCGCGUGGGCGUAGGGGCAUGUAGGGGGCGUAGUGUGAGGGACAUAAGCGCUUGCACCUGUACCCGUCCAUCAAUGCAAUCAGCAACAGCUAGCGCCGUCAUAGAAUGGAGAACCGGCGCCGUUCUCUUGCGCGAGAGAAUAAAUGGCGCGAGACCAUGGGCGAGACUGAAGAAAGCCGCGAGCCCCGGCUUCAGCACGGCCUUCCCGUGUAGCGGUCAUAUGCUACAGCCGUGCAGUGAUCGUGGUUCCCUCAUAGAGAAAGAAAUUGUUCACUGCUCGAGGAAGACCAACGCGGGCAAUGUCCAGCAGCAUGUCGGGUGCUCCAUCGCACGGGUUUCCAGUCGGGGAGCGAAAAUCGGACUCGGCGACACUGCCGCCUCCGCUGACCGCCAAGGACCCCGCUGGUUUCGCAUACAAGACGGUGCGAGAGAGGCUGGCCGUCAUCUUGACCAGAACCAUGGACACCGCCUCCAACGACGCUGCCGCGCAGAUGGGACCCGAGGCGUGUGAGGAGACCAAGCUCGUCGUGGCACGCCUGUCCAAGUUGCGCGAUGAGAUCGCCGCCAACAAGCCGCUGGUUGCGCUCGAGGACGACUUCGAGGAUGCGGCGGUGUGGAACGCUGUGCUCGACAAGUACACGGCCGACGGCAAGGGCAGCCCGCCGCGCUGGUACGACGCGCCGUGGCUGUACUUCGAGACCUACUUCUACAGGCGCAUCUUCGGGGCGUUCUACAUGUCUGCAAAGCUGAAGGAUUACGAUUACUUUGCCAAGUUCAAGCGGGAUGCGCUGGAUGGCGCGAUCGAUGCAGUGCGUGUCCUCAUCGACUCUGCGAGUUCGAACGCGCACCGGGACGCUGCUCCGACGGCGCUCAAGCAGGUCACUCGCAGGUUGAUUGAAAUGUCUCUGUGGGGCAACCGAUGCGACCUGUCUCUCUCCUGUGGUGCCGACGCGUCAAGUCAAGCCGAUGCUUUGCAACAGACUGACGUACUUCGGCCCUUCAUCAUUUCCAACCAUACUGACAAGCUGCUGGAGCACAUAUGUAAGCUUCGCGAACGAAAUCUCGGUGGCAAGCCGACGCGGCUGCACUGCGUGUUGGACAACUCUGGUUACGAGCUGUCCGCGGACUUGACCCUUUUUGACUUCCUACAUGUGACAGGCUACGUGGCCGGAGUGACGAUCCAUGCCAAGGCGAUACCGUACUAUGUGUCGGACGUGAUGUGCCGCGACGUGUCGUGGACUCUGCGGAAGAUGCAAGAAAGCAAGCACGAGUCGAUGCGGGCGCUUGGAGAGCGAUGCCAGCGCCGAAUCAGUGACGGCGUUUGGUCCGUGCUGGACGACAUCUUUUGGACGCAGCCUUUUGACUACGCCCAUAUGGCAACACGGCGACCCCAGCUCUACAAGAUUCUGCAAUCAGCGGACUUGGUGUUCUUCAAAGGGGACGUCAACUACCGUAAGCUGGUGGGAGACCUCCAGUGGGACCCAUCGGUUCCCUUCCAGCAGGCGCUCAGAGGUUUCGAGCCAACAUUCCUGUGCACCCUCCGCACCAUUAAGUCGAACACUGUGGCAGGUGUAGAUAAAUCUGUUGUCAGCGAGGUGGCGCAGCGAUCACCGGACUGGAUGAUUACGGGCGAGUAUGCGGUGAUACAGUGUGCGGGAACAGCGCCUCGAUUAUAAGAAGCCGAUUAUACCGACACCUCUGAGCAACAUAUACAGUGGACUUAAUAUAGUUUUGUGAAUUCGCGAAUCAUCAAGUUGGUGCAUUAAAUAAAACUUGCAGCUCGAGCGUUUCUCGCUUGAAGGUGCAUAUAUGCAACAA